Molecule: messenger RNA, 7028 nt
Organism: Sturnus vulgaris (Common starling)
Lineage: Eukaryota; Metazoa; Chordata; Aves; Passeriformes; Sturnidae
Source: RefSeq, a predicted model, not a curated record
GCCCGAACAGCAGCUCCAGACAUCUCUGGAAAAGCUGCCAAGGAUGGGUGCUUACUGAAAUGAGAGGUUUCAACCCGUAGACGUGGGUUGUAUUUUCUCAGGAGAUGCUGAGUGAGGAAGGGAAAGCAGGGGAAACACUGCAACCUGGAAGCAUAUGAAAGUCCAGGAUAAGUUCUUUCUUGCAACUUUACCCUUACUUUGUGUCCUUUACUGCUUUUUCGGUACUACUUUUCUUUUCUUCCGAAGGGUUGAAUAGUCCUGCUUGGUUUGUGGAUUCCUAUCAAUUUUGCUUGUGAUCAGUGUUUCAUUUUGGUCAAAAUUUCAUUCUCUUUCCCUUGUGGAACGGUUUCUAUAUCUCUGUCUACACCAUUGCUACAAGUACCAUAUUUAAAACACUAGAAUUUUUUUGUGAUGUGGUUUUUUGCCUUCUUACAGGAGGGAUGUUUUUGAGACAAGACCUAUGAUGUGGAAAAGUUUGUCAUUAAUUUUUGGGUUUUGUUUAGUGAUUCAGUGGUAUAGGUUUCCUGAAGUAGAUAGUCUGGAUUGCUGCAGCAGAAAAUAUAAUCUUGUUUUUAGUUUCAGUGAAAAUGCUGGAGGGGUUCGAGAACGUGUAUUUGAACUGCUAAAACUUACAUAUUAAUGAUUCUUCCUUGAGAGUAUUGCAUCAGAAAUAAAGGAGUUAGAUGUUGGACUGCCAUCUGUCUAAUUAGCUUACAUUUGAAAUGCUUCUUCCUUCUCAACACAAGUGAAAAGAUAGGGGGAAAAGAUAGCAGAAGGGGCAGUAUCUGUUCGAUAUGCUUCACAUGUUCGAUGUUUCACAUGUUCUUCAUGUGAAAACUCAGCAGAAAACUUGAACGCUGUGCUGCCGAUUUUCAAAUCCAGCUGUUUUAUGUACUACUUGUUCACAGUGCUUAAGAACCAACAUUGGUUAGGGUUUGGUGGUAGAGAAAGGUCUUACAGGUGUUUCUGUGCUAAAGUGGUGUAUUGAAGCUUGAGGUGACACAGACCAAGCUACCACAGAGUCUGUCAGUGACAUCAGAGUACAGUGCAAAUUUACUCUUCUCUACCACCAUGAUAAAAAUUCAGGAUAAAUUCUUGAGCAGUUGUGGCAAACUGCUUCUAUGAGCUCAGAUUGUCCUAAAAGCAAUUUCUUUCCACAUAUCGUCUUCAGCAUCGGUCAAGUCUACAUUUCAAUUAUGCUUUUGCAUUUGCUGAAUUCCUUUAGGUUCUUUGUGCAAGCUGGGGAGACUAUAUGUGUACCUGAAGCUGGUGAUCAUCAGGGUGAGCAGCAAAUGACUCCUUUUAGUGGACUGAAAAAAAAAAAAAUGCAGCCUCAUUCAACCCUCAGUUUUAGAAGGUGUUUUUAAUCUGUCAUAAGAAAUAAAAUAGGAUUUCUUCCCAUCUGCUUUCUGCUCUUUUAGUUUCUGGUCAUCUGCAGAAACUUCUAGAACUAGAAGUUGGAUCUUUCCCGUUUGUUUAGGAGCUGUACUUCUUUUUUACUUUGGCUUUAGAACAUAGGGUGAAGGGUGACAGAAGGAGACACAGGCAAGGAGACCUGCGUCCAGUGUCAAAGAUAGGCACGUGAAGUUUAUUUGAACAGUAACAAAACAAUGUUUUCUGUUCUCAGUUCAUACUCCUGAGCAUUCUGUUAGCAGACUGAAAUGAAGCAUUAGGCUUACACUCAGGCUACCUACAGUGACCACUUUUGAGCGACAUCUGCUAAUAUAUGUAAAUGCAAUAGUUUUCACUAAGAAAAAGCAGACACUGUAAGUUCAUUGCUUUGUACUUAAUCCUAUUUAGAGACAAAAUGUCAGCUGGAGAUCAAUUAGGAUCCUUUUUGAAUUCUUUAACCAUCUCCUACCUGAUCUCUUGUAUAGAAAAGUAUCUUCUGCAGUUUGUCAUCUUACUAUUCACACCCUUUUCCAGAUGUUUCAUGAAGAUGAGCAGCACAGAUCUCAACACUGAUUCCUGUGGGAUCCCACUGGUAACUUUCCUCAUUGUGAAAAGUGGCCAUUUCCUUUUAUCCUUUGUUUCCUUUUUUGUAACCAAUUGUUAAUCCUCAAUAGUCCCUUCAUUUUUAUCCUUGACGAUUUUGUUUUUUUAAGUGUUUGUAUAGACCUGUUAGAAGCUAUUUAGAAACUUCAUAUACCCUUGUCCUGUAAGGAAAGCACUAUAGCUAGCAUAGGCUUAUGGAAACCUAAGAGUUCUGCUACACUUGUGAAUUUUUUUUUUCUGAAGAAAACCCUAUAAUCUUCAUUUUGUUACAUAUAUGUAGGUAUUUGCUAAUUGCUUUUUAUUACUGUUAUUGCCUUCAUUUUGCCUAAUGCUGAAGAUUUGCUGUGAAUAGGUGUAUAGGUUUCCUGAAAUCUCUCACCCUUUUGGAUCCCUUUUUGCAAACUUAGAUUUAUUAUUAUUCACACGUGUCUUCAUACAAGAGCUGAUUCAUGUUGCUGCACUGAGGACUUAAUCAUUCAUUUUGAAAAGUUCUUUUAGAUUAGCUGAACAACACCUGUCUUGUCCAAACUGAUGAUACAAGGGGAAAAAAAAAAGGCAGGGGAGAGCCAUACAAUACAAGUUUUGCUAUUUUCUGUUCUGAAAAAGAAAGUUUACAGUAAAGUAGAAAUAAUUUGGAUUACUAACCACUAUCUUCUAAACAAUUCACUGUGUUAGAGCAGCUGGAGACAGAUGAAUUUUCUUUUAUGAGAAACUUGUGGAGGGUCUUUCAAGAACAAAUCACCAAAUUUUCCAACACAUGCAAGUUUGGGGAAAUAUCUGCUUUUAUAUUAUUUGCUGUAACAAGGAUUGUCAACAUGUCAUUAUUGUAUGAACAUAAUUGUUCAUGUAAGUUUAAUGUAUGGAUUAAUGUGUGGAUUUAAUAUGUGGCAUUUCCCUGAUUCAGUUUGGUUCUUUUUUCCCAUUUUUGAUGACAAUUAAGAGUGUUAAAUUGCUUUUAAUUAAGGUGUCCUUUUCAUUUAUCUGGUACUUUUGCUCUUUUUUAGUUCUCAACAGGAUAGAAACUAUCAAUUUCCCUUAUAAUUCAGCUGACUCCUCUUGAGGAGUAAUUGGCUUGUAGCUGAGAAACCAGUUACAAAAACAGCAGAGUGUGCAUCUCUGUUUGUUAAGGGGGAAUUAUUUUGGGCUUUGAAAAAAAUACUGCCCCAGAUAAGGGUGUGAGAAAGUAGAGAGAAAGAUGAUAGGCAUCCAAAUGUGUCAUAAUAGUACAUACAUGCACUCUAAACCUUAAGCAAGGAUUAGGCUGAUGUGGCAUGUUCUUUGCUUUUUUACCUCUCUCAGUGAGCUUUUAUUUAAAAAGAAAAAUUAAUUGCUUGUGUGAUUUCUGGGAGUAAUGAUUAAGGCAAAGAAUGUUUAUUAGUGAGUUAGAGAAAAUAAUACCUUUCUUGGUUUUCUGUUUUCCUUUAUUCCUAAGGAAAAACUUUACAUCAGGAAAGUACAUGGCUGCAGCUGAAAGUUAAACUUUUACACAUGUGCAUGUAUAUUUAUUUUUUUUUGGGUAUUCAUGAUAUAUGAAAUAGUAUAACUUCUUAAAGUGAACUGAUAAAUCCCUUUGGAUAGGUCAUUUGGGACCUUAACACUGUUGCACCAUAAAAUAUUGCUCCAGGGCAUGCAUUCAUCAGUGUAUCUGUAUAUGUUUAUCUAUUUAGAGCACAGUAAUCCUACAUGCUUUCUCAGAUUAAAAUGUACCAUUUAGUAUGUGUCCCUCUCCAUUGAAGAUUAUAUAUGCCUUCUUUUUGAAUCUGUCUUAAUGUGUGGAGAUGAGUCAUUUAUACUAAGAAGACAUUUCACUUUUUUUCUGGGUUCUGAUGUAUGUCCAUUGAGUGACUGCUCUUUUGCAGGUGAAGUGGAUGAUGUACUGGAUUGUGUUUGCCUUUUUCACCACUGCAGAAACACUCACGGACAUUGUUCUUUCUUGGAAAUUGAUGAAUACAUUACUCAGGCUUGUGACAAGAGCUAUGAAACCAUGAUGCGAGUUGGCAAGAGAGGGUUAAACCUUGCUGCCAAUGCAGCAGUUACUGCAGCUGCAAAGGGCCAGGGAGUUUUGUCUGAGAAGCUUCGAAGUUUCAGCAUGCAGGAUCUCACUCUGAUCCGAGAUGAAGAUACUGUGCAUAUGCGAAGCUGUGAUCCACAACUGCACCCCUCUGGUUCGAGUCUGCUGGAAACUGUUGAAGACUCAGCUUCCUGUUAUUCCUCUGGAGAGGAGAGCAGUGUGGCACAUCGGCCUAAUGGAACCCCGUCAGAUACCAGAACAGACCCAUCAGAUGAAGAUGCAGGAGACAAACUUCCUAAACGUACCCAGAGUCUCAAAACUCCUAAAAAGCUUCCAGUGAGAAGUGUAAAAGCCCGCCCUAAGAAGAAAGCUGCUGGCUCUCUUGCUUCUGGCGAGUCAUCCUAAGGCACCCUCGCCCCGCCCCCAGCACCUGUCUCUGUCCUGGGAUUUUCCUUUCGCUUUUAUGGGGAAACUCUUCAAAGGAAGGGAGCUGAGAUUCUUGUAAAUAACUGAUACUGCUUUACAGAGCUCAUUCCAAGGCAAGGGGGAAGCUGGAAUUCAGAAAGCAGAGUAGAGGAUACAAAUCCUCAGGAAUUUUCUCCUUUUCAUCUCUCUGUUGGAGGGAAUGCUGAUAUGUCUGUACAUAGCCAGUUGCUUUGGAAUUCCCACUGUAUAACUCUAGCUGAGAAUCUUUGGUGGAAAAACUGACUAGGGUUAGAGACAUCCGUUGCACAGAAGCUAGAAAAAUACUAGACACAGGAGUUGCACAGGGUAGGUGGCUCUCUAAAAUGUCUUAUCUUGCUCUGGGUAUUCUCCUGCAGCUGUGUGUUGUUAAGAAGUGCCCACCAUGAAUCAUAUUCCUUAAGAAUGGACUGUACCUGAUACGUCCAUCGCCUUUGAGAAAGUUACUGAAGUGAUGUAUAUUGAGUGCUUUUGAACAUAAAGGACUGGCUUGUGGGAGGUAUAUGCUAGAUUCCCAUUACUCAUACUGGAACAUGAAGAGAUUGGUUUUUAUUUUAUUCUUUCUGGAAGGUGAAGGGAGAUAACUGGAAAAAUUAAUAAAGAAAAUGUGCUAUUAUGUGCACAUUAUAUGGUGGAGUAGGCAAGAAUUACUGUUGAGAAGGAAAGUUUGGCAUCUCUAAGAUUUUGGCUGUUUUUGAAACUACUUGAAUUUUAUUUCAGGUUCAAAUACCCACUUUGACUCCUAUGAGAGCGUCAGAAUGAGGUGAGUCCCAUGCAGUUCCAUGGCAAGCGUAUUCGCUUCGCCAUUUACUGGUUGAACUCAUGUCAGUGUGUUGCUUGUUACUUCAGACAAAUUCUUUUAUUCUAGCAAGUGUCUGGGGAUAAUCUGUCUCAAAAUAAUCUGCAGGCAUACUUGAGAAUUUCAGAAGCCCUCACCUCAGCUUUAGGAGAGUCAAUCCUCAGGACAUGAGAACUGAAACAGUUGAUUUAUUAAUAGUUGACUUCUGCUGACUUGAGGAUUUCAUUUAUGGGGGAUAAAAAACAGAGACUAGGGCGCAAUACUGUGAUUAAUCACUCCUCUUGCUUUAUCCUGGUGCAGCCCUUGCACAGAUUUUCUGUCUGACAUGUGCCAUGUUUAUCAGUGUCCUGAGACUUGAGCAAUACUUAUCACUUGGGACAGAAAACUACAAGGAAUGCAGAAUAUUGUGGGAGUGAAAUUACAGUGCUGCAGAGAAAAUUUGCAUCACACCAAGCCAUACUAAUCUCUUGAAGGUUGUUAAGGGGAGAUCCCCUGUACACAUGCCAGCUGAGUCAGUGAAAAUUUACGAGUUUUAUGCGUGCAGUUCUUGUUAUCACGAUCUCUAAUGAAGGUGCACCGUUAUAGGUACGGGUGUCUGAAUGAAUACCUGGUGGUCUCAAUUUUCACUGAAAUUAGUUAUCAAAGGAACCUGGCUCCUACAUGCAGGUGUUUGUGUCCCAUACUUUUGCUGUCACAUUUCUGAAAUUAGAGUGAAUUCUUCAGAGGGCCAAAUAUUCUAGAGAGCAGCCUUUCAAAAGUUUAUGAAGUUGAAGACUAGGACUGAAUUUUUCUUUUGUUUCCCAUUGUCUUGGUGGCAAAUUAUUUGCUGUUGAAUUGACCAGUUAUUUCAGGAAGCCAAUUAAGUUGGGAUUACUAUUUUUUGUAGCUUUUAAGAAUUUAAACUUUACAGUCCAUGUUAGAAACUUGGAUCUCGUCAGAAAUAUUUAUCCUAAAUUAUCCACAAGACUUUAUCCAGAAGUCAGUAGAAAAUUCUUCAUUUGGUUCUGAAUUUCACAGAAAACCCCAAUUAUUUUGUUCUUUGUUAGUUUAUUAGCAAACUUCAUUUCUUACUACACAUGCAAAUGCAUGUCCUGAAGCAGGAAUACUUUCUGUUUCCAAAGGAAAUGCCUCUCUCCAGACAACAGAUAAAAAUCUUUCAUGGUUACGUGGAAGUUCUAGUUGUGAGGAGUUGCUGCCCUAGAUGUUCCUGUACUGAGCAAGAGAGAACCAUUCUUCUCUAUAUGCCAAGUAUGUCUAUGACCAUGUUACUUGAUUUUUGUUUUCAUUAAAAUUUUGCAUAGCAAAUUAUUUAUGUAAAACAUUGUGAGGGACUUGAUUUAGAAGCCAGGUCUCCUCUUGUGCUGAUCUUCUUGCCCUUUCCUUGUGCAUGCACCGUGAUAGUCUACAAUUACUAGGUUUCCACAGAGUGACUUCCCAGAAUCUUCUCUAGAAUCCAUUUAUUUGUAGAGGCUUUUCUGCUUUAAAGCACAGGAAGAAUUUCUGAAGAUUCUGUUCUGGUAUUUGGAUUUAUCUUUGUCUUUCUGAGCUGGGUCUUGUGCUAAGUAGCUUUUACUUAGCAUUGAUGCUUGAUGUCAUUAGCUUAUGGGUAAAUAUGAGUGAGUUUUACUCUGACUUUUGUUUAUACAGGGGAACUGGCUUUUGGUUGCAAGAGUGAGUCUACAGUAGAAUCAGGGACUAUCUAGUGUGCGAUAUGAAGCUGAUGAUGUCAAGCAGCAGAACUUACCCAGAGCAAGAGCAGUG